ACUCUCCGAAUUCAGAGCCUCCAGAACCAACGGACAAGAUGUGCAGCGUGGCUAACGCAAUCAAGAAAGUGGACCUCCACUGCCAUGCCAACAAUGUUGCCCAUAACACCCAUGAAAUCUCUACCAGCCAACUAAUUGUGAGACGAGGGCAGCCUUUCAGCAUCACACUGGAGCUGGACUUCGCUUUCAGCACAUCAGAGUCACUUAAACUGACGGUGGAAACAGGUCGUUUUCCAAAACCAAGCAGAGGGACCAAGUGCACUUUUGGUACCAGAGUAGCGACGUGUGAUGUGGGCACUAAAGCUCUCUGGAGCUGCAGCAUCAACGCCACGUCCUCCCUGCAGACGGGCUGUGUGACCCUCAAUGUGACCCCUCCAGCUGAUGCUCCAGUGGGGAAAUACUCUCUGUCCAUAGAGCUGGGGAGGCCGUCGGCUGUGAAGGAAAGCCUGGUGGUGCUUUUCAACCCCUGGUGUCAGAAUGACUGGGUGUACCUGCCUGAUGAAAAGGAACGUCAGGAAUAUGUGAUGAAUGAACAAGGACACAUCUACAGAGGGACGGCCCACUGCUUUAGUCCAAUGUUCUGGGACUUUGGACAGUUUGAAGAAGAAAUGGUGGAUAUUUGCCUCAAGCUACUGGAUGUCAACCCAAAACACAAGAGAGACCCUGAAGAUGAUGUUUCAGCUCGCUGCAACCCCAUCUAUGUUGGCCGUGUCAUCAGUGCUAUGAUCAACUGCUAUGACGACAUGGGUGUUUUACAAGGAUGUUGGGAUGGCAACUACCACGAUGGUGUUUGUCCAACCAGAUGGACCAGCAGCGUUAGCAUCCUGCAGCGCUGGUUUCAGAGCGACUGCAAGGCGGUGAAGUACGGACAGUGCUGGGUGUUUGCUGGCGUGAUGUGCACAGUGAUGCGGUUCUUCGGCAUACCGUGCCGCGUUGUGACAAAUUUUGAGUCUGGUCAUGACACAAACAACAGCCUCACGAUUGACCAAUAUUUUGACGAGUAUGGAUUAAAAAAAAUGGGAAAAGAAGACAGUAUCUGGAACUUCCAUGUGUGGGUGGAGGGUUGGAUGAAGCGCCCCGACCUCGACCAAGAUGGCCGCUACGACGGCUGGCAGGUCUUGGAUCCAACUCCUCAGGAAAGGAGUGAAGGCAUGUUCUGCUGCGGUCCAGCUCCGGUGAGCGCCAUCCAUGACGGCCACACCAACCUGAAAUAUGACGUACCCUUUGUCUUCAGCGAGGUCAAUGCUGACGUCGUCAAGUGGAAGGUCAGAUCGACUUCCUAAUGUUUUAAUAUAGAG
Messenger RNA from Poecilia latipinna (sailfin molly), 1298 nucleotides. RefSeq names its product protein-glutamine gamma-glutamyltransferase 2-like. The transcript has 9 exons. Gene Ontology annotation, molecular function: protein-glutamine gamma-glutamyltransferase activity. Bases 39 to 1283 code for a protein of 414 amino acids. The record is from RefSeq and is a predicted model, not a curated record. NCBI's taxonomy places the organism in Eukaryota, Metazoa, Chordata, Actinopteri, Cyprinodontiformes, Poeciliidae. Gene Ontology annotation, cellular component: mitochondrion. Gene Ontology annotation, biological process: peptide cross-linking.